This is a messenger RNA of Ylistrum balloti, 2362 nucleotides long. Its product is annotated as major facilitator superfamily domain-containing protein 6-like. NCBI's taxonomy places the organism in Eukaryota, Metazoa, Mollusca, Bivalvia, Pectinida, Pectinidae. Gene Ontology annotation, cellular component: membrane. The coding region runs from base 1 to 2361 and encodes 786 amino acids. The record is from RefSeq and is a predicted model, not a curated record. The transcript is spliced from 8 exons.
AUGGCGCCAGAGCUGGACUCCGAUGACAGUGAUGUCGGGGAGGGAGGGCAUCGUGGGGAUUGGAACAAGUAUAAGGUGCGUUCACAGAUCAACGAAGGUUACAAUACUUCUCAGAAAAAACGCGACAUCAUAGAUACAUUCUUUACGUAUGUGAACAGGGAUUUACUUAUAUGUAAACUCUUCUACUUUUUCUUCUUUGCUGCUUUUGGAUCUCUGUUUCCGCUCCUUGCUAUCUACUUUAAACAACUUGGGAUGAAUCCAACACAGAGCGGUAUUCUGAUUGGGUUUAGACCAUUCGUUGAGUUUUGCAGUGCUCCAUUUUGGGGCAGUUUGGCAGAUAGAUAUAAAAAGGGUAAACACUUGAUGUUGUUUUCCCUGUUUUGUUGGAUUGUGUUCACGCUGUCGAUCGCGUUCGUUAAACCUCCGCCUCAUCACUGCGUGGAAACUAAUAUUACAUAUAAGAUUCAGAGCCCUCCCGGCUACGUGUCACGUAAUAUGGUUGAUAUGAUGAACAAAAGUGAAGGUGUAGCAUACAAUGUGGCUGGAAAGGCUGGCAGUAAAAACCCACAUGAUGAUUAUGUGAAAUUCCAACCCUUAACAGCAAAACCUUCAGUCAAAACAACGAUACAAGUAAAACCGACCCCGAAGACCCAGCUUUCGCAUGCAAUUCCCACCACCGCCACCAUGCCGCACGAGGCCGCCGUUGCCAAGACUGGGGCAGCCGGCGCCCCGAAGGGUAGCUACAUCAAACCGAAAUACAGCACCGUGUACUAUGAAAAGCAUGCUGUUCAGGACGUGUUCUUCACGCUCCUGUUGCUCGUGGUUAUAGGUGAGUUCUUCAGUGCUCCAGCUAUAACUUUCGCCGAUUCUGUUACACUCGCUUAUCUCGGUGACGAUACUGAUAACUAUGGCAGACAAAGGAUGUUCGGUUCUCUCGGAUGGGGAUUCUCUAUGUUCUUUGUCGGUUUGGCGUUGGAUCAGUCGACGACUUUUCCAAAUCACCCAUGUGGACUACAACAUCAAGCAGAAAAGGACUACACGAUCUGCUUCGCGGUUUUCUCGGUGUUGAUGAGCUGUGCCCUAUUCACGGCCACCCAAUUUAAAUUCGACCAUCGGCAUGGCGGUGGAAAGGACUUCCAGCUCGUGGAAUUCGUGGAAAAGGUCAAGGACAGAGUUAUGGAAACGAUAACUGGAAAGCGUCCAUUGGACAGAGGAAGUCUGUUUCGAGAUGAAGAAGAUGACGACAUCGACUAUCUCGAAUCAAAGGCAACAAUGCAGAAACAGAUGGAGACGGGUAAUACUGUUGAUCCUUAUAACGAAGGGGACCCAAAUAAAUUACAACAGCCGAAUGGAAACGGUAAAAAUAUUCAAAUAUCACUAGAGACUCGUCAGGACAUGGUGUCAGACGUCACAAAGAAACCAGUGAGCAUUACAGGACAGGAUGAAGAUGAGGAUGAGCCAUUUUUGGGAAGAUGGAUUGCCGUCAUGAGAAUGCUUUCAACUUAUAAAUACAUAUCAGUGUUAUUUGUGUCCUGGUUCAUGGGGUUUGGGAUAGGCCUAAUUUUUACCUUCCUCUUCUGGCACCUUCAGGACUUGGGAGGCAGUCCAACUCUUUUCGGAGUUGCUUCGGUCUUCAACCAUAUAUCUGAACUGCUGGCCUACUUUCUCAGUCGGAAACUCAUCUCACGUAUGGGACACAUACGGGUGAUGUACGCAGGUUUACUAGGCAAUGUUGUUCGGUUUAUGUACAUUUCAUGGCUGAAAAGUCCUUGGUGGGUCUUACCUUUUGAGUUCGUCCAAGGAUUGACACACGCGGCGGUAUGGGCGGCGUGUUGUUCUUAUAUCACACAAGCCAUACCCACGGGCUUGCGCUCCUCCGCUCAAGGUAUACUUCAGGGGCUACAUCACGGUCUCGGACGCGGAUGUGGGGCGGUGUUCGGCGGCAUAAUGGUCUACAGCUAUGGAGCGGAAGUGACGUUCCGGGCGUACGGAGUUACAUGUUUGAUAUUGCUGAUUCUGUAUAUUGUGAUGAACUUCUUCAUCGUAGACCAUGGCAAGUUUUCCUUCGGUAGUCGUGAAAAGCACGAAAUUCUUGAGGAGGAGGACAAUAUGUGUCAUCUGGCACCACAUGGGGUCCCUUCCGGUAUGGCUCGGGACCUCUCGAGUAACAAGCUCCGAGAAGAAGGUAUGACUAACUAUGGAGCCACAAGUUACGUUCCAAACGGACCCGGCGAUGACUUUUACCCGGAUAACUUUGACAAUGACACACAGAGGAUAACGAUGAAUGAACCACCGGCUAUGGCGACACAGAUCUACCAGCAGCAGCCCUAUAAUACCUUCGACCAAAGAUAUGGUCCAUAGA